Ectocarpus sp. CCAP 1310/34 is the source of this 423-nucleotide messenger RNA. The record is from the annotation of a GenBank genome assembly. NCBI's taxonomy places the organism in Eukaryota, Phaeophyceae, Ectocarpales, Ectocarpaceae.
AUGAGUGAGGGCCAGGCAGGUUCCCGAAAGAAGAGGGGGUGCGUAGACCACGCAUUCAUGGUAGGGAGAAUCAUCCAAGGUAGAAAGAGGGCGGGAAAGCCGACGUACUGCUUCUUCCUGGACGUGAAAAAGGCAUACAACACCGUGUGGAGAAAUGGGCUGUGGAAACAACUGUCCAAAUACGGGAUCAAGGGGAAAAUGUGGAGAGUGCUGAAGAAGAUGACAAGAGGGGUCCCACAAGGUUGCGCGCUGUCCCCAACAUUGUUCCAGGUGUUCAUCAACGAUCUGUUGGAAGUCGUAGAGGCAGUCCGGAAGGGAGUAAAAGUAGGGGACACGGAAACGUCGGUUUCAGGAAUGCUGUUUGCGGAUGAUUUUGUCGGUAUGUCGGACACCCCUGAGGGACUGCAACUGCAAAUUGACGCG